This is a messenger RNA of Sphaeroforma arctica JP610, 334 nucleotides long. RefSeq lists its product as hypothetical. The transcript has 2 exons. Lineage: Eukaryota; Ichthyosporea; Ichthyophonida. The record is from RefSeq and is a predicted model, not a curated record. The annotation marks the transcript as partial.
AUGUAUUUUCAGGUUAUUUCGGGUGCUUCUAAUGACAACGAUGUGCAAGCGCUUUUCUGGGACGCGAAGGAUCGUGAAAUUGAUAUGGUGACUGGUGUUACAAAUUUCUUCGAGCACGAAUCCGUGGAUGAUGGUGCCGUUCGGAUUUGCUUCAGGAAUUUGCAGAGUUUCAAGAAUCUCUGGGUGUACUUUGAGGUAAACGUUGACCGUGCUGACGACGACGAUGACGAUUUCGACGAUAUGGGUGCCGCCAACAAAGAGGCUCAAAAAGCCGUGAUUGUAAAGUACGAUCAGAUGAAAAAGAAGGCUCUCAGCAUUCACCAGAAACUAACCU